Ilex paraguariensis (yerba mate) is the source of this 978-nucleotide messenger RNA. The record is from the annotation of a GenBank genome assembly. NCBI's taxonomy places the organism in Eukaryota, Viridiplantae, Streptophyta, Magnoliopsida, Aquifoliales, Aquifoliaceae.
AUGGCUUCACUCACUUCACUCUCUCGUCUCUCUACUCCUACCCAUUUCUUUACACUAACUCUUCUCUUUGUCUUUCUCUCUCUUCCACUAACAGUUCUCUGUCGGUGCACGAAAUCACCUGUAAUAUUCAAUUUCGGCGAUUCCAACUCGGACACCGGUGGACUCGUCGCCGGACUCGGUUUUCCCGUCAACCUUCCCAAUGGUCGCACCUUUUUUGGGAGAUCAACCGGUCGACUCUCCGAUGGACGUCUUGUGAUCGAUUUUCUCUGCCAAAGUGUGAACACUAGUUUUCUGAGCCCAUACCUGGACUCGGUGGGGACUACAUUUUCAAAUGGAGCAAAUUUUGCAGUGGUGGGGUCCUCUACUUUGCCUAAAUACGUACCCUUUGCAUUGAAUGUUCAGGUUCUGCAGUUCCUUCAUUUCAAGGCUAGGUCCCUUGAACUUGUUCAUGCAGGCUCUGGAAAUCUAAUUGAUGAUGAAGGAUUCCAAAUCAAGAAUGCUAUUCAGGCUGUAUAUAGUCAAGGUGGCAGGAAAUUUUGGGUCCACAACUCAGGGCCAUUGGGCUGUCUCCCUCAAAAAAUCUCACUAGUUCAAAAAACUUCCAAAGAUCUUGAUCCUUAUGGUUGUCUUUCAAGUUACAAUGCUGCUGCAAAAUUAUUCAAUGAAGGUCUGCGCCAUCUGUGCCAAGAAUUGAGAACUGCAUUGAGAGAUGCUACUGUUGUGUAUGUGGAUAUAUACGCGAUCAAGUAUGAUUUCAUCGUCAACUCUAGCAAAUAUGAUUUCUCAAGUCCUUUGAUGGCAUGUUGCGGCUUUGGAGGACCUCCAUACAACUACAAUAUCAAGGUGACUUGUGGUCAGCCCGGGUAUCAGAUCAAAUCAUUGAAAGCAGCCAAGGUGAUGGUCAUGCUCCAUAAAUUUAGUAGGGAUCAGGCUGUGUUUGAGUUGGGCUCUGCCCCUUUUGUGCCAAACCAGGUAUGA